AACCCCUCCUGCCCACCCCCUUGAACUACUCUUUUCUUCUUUUCUUUAUCAUCAAUUCAACUUGACCACACUACUUGCCUAAAUUUGGAUGCAUAACGAUUACCACAACAUCUUAACAAAAAGCUACAACGACCGCCACUCGACGACGACAGCAACGCUUAUUCCAUCAUCGCCAUCACCACCACCCUCGCUGAUACACCAUCAUCAUCAUCAUUGUAAAGGCCCUGGUGACCUUCAUAUCGAUACCCGUCCAUUCCAUCACCGGCAGCCAUAUACCCCUACCAAAGGCAGAGAUGAGUAUUUUUCGUCGUUCGAAAUGGAACAACCCAUGCCGGUGCCGUUACCCAACACGCGUGCAGCAUCUGGAUUGAUCACAGCCGAUGGUAACCGAAUUUUCGCUACGGUCGAUUCUGUACCUUCGUUGACAUCCUCAGCAACAACUGCACUGUCUCCUGAAGUAGACGAUGAUCACCCUGUUGACAAUGGCGACGUCGACGUUGAUAUAAUGGCCGCUGGGUCAGCACCUUCGUUGACCACGAUAAUGAUGGCUAGAAGUCAUAGUGUCCAUCAUCAUCAACCUCGACAACAGCAUCACGAUCAUCAUCAUCAUCGUCAAGAACAAAGCCCUGUGCGUCGAUGUCAAUCUUUGGCAAACUCACCUGCACGCGUGUCGAGUGGAUCGUGGGGUCACAUCAAAUCACCAGCUGCGUCGUUUUUGGCGCGGUUCGGUAUGCCGGACCAUCUCAUCAACGACAACAAAAAGAGCAACAACGAAGACGAAGAAAUUGAUGACUACAUGCUCGAAAAAGUGAUUGGCACUGGCGGCUUCGCCACAGUACGACGCGGAUAUUGCAUUUCCAACGGACAAAAAGUAGCCAUCAAAGUGUACGCCAAACCAAAAGACGGGUCAUCGUCGAAACGAUUAGAACGUGAACUGGCCAUUUGGAAACGGUUACGCCACGAUCAUGUUUUGCCGAUGCACAAGACAGUCGAAACGGAAACAAGCAUCUAUGCCGUAUGCGACUAUUGUCCCGGAGGUUCUCUUUUGGAUUUGGUGAGACGACGCAAACAAGGGCUCAAUGAAGACGAAGCACGCCUCUUGUUUAUUCAAUUGUGUGCUGCGAUCCAGUAUUUGCAUGACGAAGCACGCGUGUGUCACAAGGACAUUAAGCUGGAGAAUGUUCUGCUCGAUGAGAACAAUCGUAUCAAGUUGUGCGAUUUUGGCUUGGCCAUGUAUUGUCGAGUCAUUCUUAGUCCGCCCAAAUCAAAAGCAGCAACAACAACAACAACCACUACAACAACCUGUGCAGCAGAGAGUAUGCACAAUGACGACAUUACAAACAAGAGCAGCACCCGUGAUAAUAUUACCAAUUCUAUAUGUGGUGAUCAUCAGCAGCACCGUAAUUAUAAUGACGAAGAAGAAGAAGAAGAAGUGGCAGGCGGAUCGUUGGCUUACUUGGCGCCAGAACAAGUCUUGUCGCGAACGCCCGUGGCGUCGGCCUCGUCGGAUAUGUGGAGCUUGGGCGUUCUGCUGUACACCCUCAUGAUGGGUCGGCUGCCGUUCCAUGAUGACUAUGACCCGCGCUUGCAGCAAAAGAUCGUGAGCGGCCAAUACGAAUGGCCGUCAGACGAGGACGGAAUAUCAGCUGAUCUGCGUUCGUUGCUGAGCAACCUGCUUCAAGUGGAUCCGAGCAAGCGAUACACGAUCCAGCAGGUCUUACAAUCAGCCUGGUGCUCUUCAGAAUAAUCCAUAAUACCACCUUCUUUUAAAUCGCUCUUUUGUACAUAUUGUUUGUUUAUAUCCAUAGCCAUCCCUCAUAUCUGUAAAUUCACUCUUCAUACAUAAUAAUAAAAAAACACACAGAAUCGAUACUAUCCUUACA
Messenger RNA from Zychaea mexicana, 1883 nucleotides. RefSeq names its product kinase-like domain-containing protein. The transcript has a single exon. Gene Ontology annotation, molecular function: ATP binding; tau-protein kinase activity; protein serine/threonine kinase activity. Gene Ontology annotation, biological process: microtubule cytoskeleton organization; intracellular signal transduction; protein phosphorylation. Bases 89 to 1747 code for a protein of 552 amino acids. The record is from RefSeq and is a predicted model, not a curated record. Lineage: Eukaryota; Fungi; Mucoromycota; Mucoromycetes; Mucorales; Lichtheimiaceae. Gene Ontology annotation, cellular component: cytoplasm.